Molecule: messenger RNA, 3221 nt
Organism: Mya arenaria
Lineage: Eukaryota; Metazoa; Mollusca; Bivalvia; Myida; Myidae
Product: galactoside 2-alpha-L-fucosyltransferase Sec1-like
Exons: 3
Coding region: 146-1285 (379 amino acids)
Biological process (GO): carbohydrate metabolic process
Cellular component (GO): membrane
Molecular function (GO): galactoside 2-alpha-L-fucosyltransferase activity
Source: RefSeq, a predicted model, not a curated record
CUUUAAAUGAAGUAGUAUUUGAAUAAAAUGAUUUUUGAAUAAAUGUAUUUUUGCUGUAAAAGUAUCUAUGGAUAUCUGGAAAGCUCAAGGUAAGCAUAACUAAGAUCAGCUGACCAAAUGCACGAGGUGGCGUGUGUAACCAAUAAUGCAUAAUAUAAAGAAAGUUCCAGCCACACUUAUGUUGAUAAUCAUUUUGAUAAUUUACCUUUGUUUGUUCUUGAUCACUUGCAAGUUUCCUCCAACAAGAAACAUUAACGUUGAAAAUGAGAAAUGUUGCUUUGAUGGAAUUAUAAAAGAUGAUAAUUUAUCAUGUAACAAAGGUUCAGAAAUAUAUUCGGUGAUGGAAGACGUUGAUUGCUUUCAAGCAUUUAUGUUUACAAAGAUGAACAUAACAUGGAGGCAAUUGGAACACAAACACAGCACAACGAAAAAGUGUACAUUUGACUGGACAUAUGAAAAGUGUCCAUGGAAAUGCAAUAAGUGUACCUUUAUUACUAUGAAAAAAAUUCGUGGACGUACUGGCAAUCAAAUGUUCGAGGUUGCUUCGUUAAUCGGAAUUGCACGAAAACGAGGACUUAUCCCGAUUAUACCAUCUACGCUUUCAAUAAAUGAAUGGUUUAACCUGCCAACUUUAACUGAGCUUUCGAAACCUAUUCACCAAUCUGACGUAAAGGAACAAAGUUUUGGGAAGUAUCUUAAGGACAUUGAAGAUAUCGACGAGAAUAUGAACUGGACCGUUACAGGCUAUUUACAAUCAUUUCGUUAUUUUGAUACUUCAGACGAUAUUAUUCAUGAACUGUUUAAGAUGAAGUUGGAAAAACGAAUGCGUGCGGAAGAUCUAUUACGGUCAAUUUCACCAAACGAUGAAAUAGUAUGUAUGCAUGUGCGAAGAGGAGAUCUACUAAAUCAGCAAUACAUCGAACUAGGGUACAAUCCAAUUGAUUAUAGGUUCAUAAAUGUGUCUAUGAACUAUUUUCUCCAUGCAUUUAAAAAUAUUACAUUUGUUAUUUUGUCCGACGACAUGCCGUGGUGUAAAAAAACGAUUAAAGGUGAAAACGUUGUUUUCAGUCCAUUUAAGGAAGCCAUAGACGACUUUGCAUUAUUGAUGUCGUGCAAAAAUGUUGUUAUAACAUCUGGAACAUUCGGUUGGUGGGGAGCUUAUUUAUCUGGUGGAAAAGUUGUUUAUCACAAUGGAUUUCCGGCUAAAGGCAGCUGGUUGGACCAAAGACUAAAAAGAGACGAUUAUUAUUUAACGACAUGGACUGGUCUAGGCGAUAAAGAUUAAAACAUAUGAAAAUGAUCAAUGAAAUACCACUCCUAUUGGGUGGAGGAAACAUUUCCGUAUUAGGAAUCAUAUUUAAAAGGACUGUGAUUACAAAAACCUGUUAACUAUGUAUAUUUAACCGUUUUUGUAUAUCCAAUGUUUGCAUCAUUUUCAUUGUUUGUAAUAUUGCCUGCACUUCUUUUAUUAUUUUGUUUUCGUUUUAAAAGCAGUGGGAUAUUCAAAGGACUUUAAUCACAUGGUUUAAUUCCCUCGAAAUAAACUUAUAAAUUACAUUGUUGUGCCCACGGCUCUAGAACUCGUUUAAUCCUGUUUUUUAUACAAACACCAUACAUAACCUUUUAAUUAACAAGUACAUAUACAAAAGAGGAUAUCGUUUUUUUCCAUAUUAACAUCGGUACAGUUUUCACUGUCGAAAUAAAAAUUCUCAAUACAUGGUGAUUCUUUUGCAAGAGUUAAAAAAAAACAUUGGGUUCUUAUUAUACCAUUAUCAAGUACCUUACAUAUAAACGCAAAUCAACUGACACAGGUCGAAUAUGGUGGAUAGAUGAUAAUAAUAAACAGCGAGGGUUCGGAGUAAAUAAUGGAGAUAUAACAGUGCCGAAUCAUUGUAUUUAUGUGGAUGGUAUUGAACCAAAAACAAAGGUUUAGAAGAACAAACGCUAAUGAGAAACAAUAAAAUAAAUCGAAAUUAUACUGAAGAUCGCAGAAUAGAAUUUAAUUGGUUAAGAUUUACACAUUUCAGCUCGUUUCAAAAGAAUGACGUCAUUAGCGUAACAUUUAUAAAUAUUUCAGAUAUUCAUUUAAUAUAGACAAUAAAGUAAAUAAAUGAUUUUAAAUGCUAAUACAUGUCAAACAACACUAAGGAUAUUGUAAUUUUUACACUUCACAUAAUGUAAAUUUUAGACUUCAAAUAAUGUAAAUUUUACAAUAACAAGAUAAUGUAAUGUUGACACUAAAGAUAAUGUUAGAAUUACAUUUUUCAUUUUAAAUAUAUAAUGUCAUGUCUUUACUGAAAAUUAAUUAUAAGCUUAAAAGGAAACAAAAGUCUGCUGCAAUAAAUAAAGCAUUUGAUGAUAAAGUCCAUGCUUAUUAAUAAAAAGGGUACUAGUCGUGCAAUGUAUGCAAAUAUAUUUAAACCUGUUACAAAGAAAUAAGAUGUGUUACCAGGAAAAUAAAAAGAUUCGGGUGAAAACAUAAAAUAAAACUCCUAAAGCAAUAGAGGGUUUACCCGCUCGUGUACCGUUUACAUAUCAGUGACAAUUAAUUGAUUAUGUAAAAAUAGAAUAUGGCCUAGCUGAUGGAAAUAAAGUCAGUCGCAUUUUGAAAUAUAGUUUGAAAACACAGGUCGAAUAAACCAGUAUCUGAAAGAACAUACACAAGAAAGAGAUGUAGAAACAGAACUAGAAGAUGAAGAAACAAAAACAAGGGAAGACCCAAAAACACAUUUAAUCAUUAAAAUGUAUUAGGUGCAAUAUUUGAAAAACACGACUGUUUUUAUGACAAUGACCCAAGUCAUAAAUCAUUGUGUGAUAAAACAAUGUUACUGAAAUUAAAUACAAGUAAAUAUAGGAGAUAAAGUUCGUAUUAUUUGUACAAGCGUCAUUUUAAGAAAGGAUGCACACCCAAUUUGACCGAAUAAAUAUUCCAUGUAGAUUAAAUAUAAAGGACUGAUCUAGCUGCUUACCAAUUAAAGGAUCAAUGGAUAAUAUAUUUUGGGUUCCUUUUAUGAACCGGACAUAUGUAAUGAAAAACAUCUGUUUUCAAAAUUGAAAAAAGGAAUCAGAAUUUAUUCCAAGAAAGUUAUUAUAUGAUGGUUAGGAUAUUCAAAUGACUUUAAUUAUUGGGUACCCUUUCAGAAUUUAAUUGAACAAUGUCCAUAUGGCAUUGUAUUUAUCCAACAAUUUACAUUAAAUAUCUUAUUAGUAAAGCAAGGUAA